AUGGAAAUUUGCGGGGCCACGUCAAACUCAACCUGCUUCGCAAGUGCACCUCCAUACUUACGGCAGCCGUACGAUUUGAGUCAAGUAUCCGCUCCCACUACCAGUUUACAGCUGGUCUAUCCACCGUACCCAUAUCCGCUAUCAAACGACCAGCAUAUUACGCAAACCAUACCUCCGUUCAACUGCCCCGGACCAACUCAGCAUCGAGUUGUACCGACCACUACUUGCACGCUCACGGCACCAACUUUCUACGACAGUGCAGCUUCUACGGUACAAAAGCUACAAAAUCAGUAUUCUUUCAAGUCCGACGUCUGCCACUCUGCUGCUACGCAGUUACCUGCCUACAAUGAAACAAUCAAAACGGGAAACAGCUUGUCAGAGCAACAGCAGAACGGCGUCCAGUGGCUCGAUCAAUCCAAGCACAAUGUGGUAACAAUCGGUCAGAAUUCCCGACAAAAUGGGAACAGGGAAUUAACAGCCUUUACGAACAAUCUGCUUCAACAUGUUCAUGAUCUCUCCCAGUGGGAUGUCAACGAUCCCAAGUUGCCAAAGAUCCGUCAAUUCGAUACAUUCACCAUGUGGCCUCAAGGACACUGCCGAUAUGCUUAUCAAAAAUCCGCUUCGGAAGGAGCACGACGUCACGCCAGCGGCUGGGCGAUGCGCAACACCAAUAACCACAAUGCAUUGAUCUUGAAGAAAAGCUGUUUGGGUGUUUUACUCUGUUCCUCAAAGACUUGCAGCUUGGCCAUGCGCCCCGCAAUAUGUGAUAAGGCAAGGCGACGUCAAGAAGGUCGAGCUUGUUGUAUGCCCAACUGCACCGGAAUCAUUUACAAUCAGCCUUGUCGCGGUCACAGUGGAUUUCCAGUUACGCAUUUCUGGCGCGAACACGGGGACACGGUUUACUUUCAAGCGAAAGGAGUUCACGACCACGUCAGACCGGAUCUGAAACCUGUUCGUGAUACAGCCGCCCGUCGGAGACGCCAAAUGCAGCUGGACAAACUGCAGUCCGGCAGCAAAACCGCAGCUGGUCUGAUGACAGCUGUUGCGCAGAGGACCACGAAAGUCCGUGAACAGCGAAAAGAUGGGGCUAGUAUUCAGACACUGCGUAAGCGAUCAACAACGGAGUCGGCGGAGACCAAACACGAAGUGGAUCAGGUGAAAUGUGAAGCUCCUUCAGUGAACAGUAUAUUCCUGCCAAAUCCAAGGGUUAUCCAAGAGUGGCGAUGUCAAACAAACUCAGCCUCGGGAAAAUCUCCUUAUGAUUCUACGCGAUCAAUGACGGAACAAACAAUGUCGACGCAGUCCAAAGGAGAACCCGUAUUUCCAGGGCCGCCUCUCCUCGGAUGUUUGGUUAACAGUCGCUUGAAUGGUAUGUAUGCUGACAUGCAUCAACAACUGAAUUCUUUCAGCAAGCUGUCGACCCCGGAAGUCAUCUCAGCCACAGACUCAUUUAUGCCAAGUCAGUAUACCAAUUUCGGAACUGGCGAAUCAGCUACGAACUUCUCCUCGACAUACGGUCUGAAUUCCGCUUAUGCUUCACUCUAUGGUGGACUGGAAGCGUCAGAUUAUUCAUCGAACAAUAGCAAUUAUCAGUGCGAGCUUCGCGGUGCCUUUGUGAAAAACUUAUACGAUCAGGAGUUCCGAUCGGGGAGUGCGGUGUACGACCAUGAUUCAGCGUCGCACAAACGAGGCAUUCAGACAGACUAUCAAACCAGCCUAACCCCAACCUCCCUCUACAGGCAGAACUUACUUCAAAUGUCCUCUGGAGCUUUGGGUACAAAUGGCGGUAAUAGUGAAUCCAAUUCUGGUGGGCUAAAUGCAUCUUGGUCAACACCGUCCCCACCAACUGGAGGCAGUUCGAGUUUGUUUAGUAGUGAAUUUCGAACCAUGCAUAGCGGUUUGGAAGAAACUGGUGUUCAACAUCUCGGCGCUGUUGUUACCAGCGACCUCAGCUGUGUGCCCACAUUGACCGGCACUAAUUCCGUUUGGACAGCAUCGAGCAAUCAACAGACUUCGAUGCCCGAGGGAUCCUCAAAGGUGGACAUUUAUAGCUUAUCAACACCGACACAUCCGUAUCAUACGACGGUUUCGGAGUCAAAGCAACACACGCCGCCGGAAAAUAUAUUGAACCCAUGUGACCUGAUGUCGGCAAGUACGCCUCUGUCAAAUAUCCAGACUGUGCAUCGUCUCACCUCUCAGUUGACUCAAUCUGGUUGCUACCCAGGUAGCAGUUACGUAACACCCAUCUCUUUCAACCUCUCAAACUCUGAUUCAUCCAGCACGCAAACUACCAGUUCCAGGAGCGCCAGUAGGCGCAGUUCCCGAGUUUCCGCCAAACCUAUGUUCUAUUUGAAUCCAAAUUGGACUGAUUGCGACAAAUGCACUCAUUUGCAAAUCAAUCUGGUUUUCGCAGGAGACUCAAGUGAAUCUCUUGUUUAUGACGUUCUUCAACUGAAGUGCUGCACACAGGCCGCCUCAUGUUUCAGUUGGUACGAUAUUCGGGAUACCGUAGUGUAUUUUCAUAAAGUGAACUAUUCACAAGGCUGCUGA
Molecule: messenger RNA, 2550 nt
Organism: Opisthorchis viverrini
Lineage: Eukaryota; Metazoa; Platyhelminthes; Trematoda; Opisthorchiida; Opisthorchiidae
Exons: 5
Coding region: 1-2550 (849 amino acids)
Biological process (GO): gliogenesis; regulation of transcription by RNA polymerase II
Cellular component (GO): nucleus
Molecular function (GO): DNA-binding transcription activator activity, RNA polymerase II-specific; RNA polymerase II cis-regulatory region sequence-specific DNA binding
Source: RefSeq, a predicted model, not a curated record